GAAGAAGCUGGCAAAUGGGAAGCCAGCUUAAGCCUCGUGUGGUCUGUUACUCGGUGAGAGAAGUGUUGCAGCGCGUUUGUUCUUCAGGAAGUUCACACAGACAGAGGUGGAGGGUGUGUCAGGCCUGUGAGGACGUGAGGCUGUGAGUUGGACUUUUUGAAGUGCCUGAUCUGUGCCACAGAGAACCAUGAGCAGCAAUUACAGUGUGUCCCUGAUUGGACCCUCCCCCUGGGGCUUCAGACUGCAGGGGGGCAAGGACUUCAGCAUGCCCCUCACUGUCUCCAAAUUGACGGAUGGAGGGAAGGCAGCCAAAGCAAAGAUCAGUGUGGGAGACAUUGUGCUCUCUAUUGAUGGCAUUGCUGCAGACAGUAUGACCCACCUGGAGGCACAGAACAAGAUCAAAGCCUGCACGGGCAACCUGAACCUCACCCUGCAGAGACCAUCCACUGUUCCAAAUGUUGCCAAGGACGAGCCACAGGAGAUCAUUAAGCCUGUGCCCAUUAGCCACCCGCCUGCGCCCAUCCCCAGCGCUAGUCCUGCCAACCCUGCCCCCAGCAGCACUGCCUACAACAAGACGGCCCGGCCCUUCGGAGGAGGAGGAGCUACUUUUAGAGCAAUCAGCCCCUCCUCCUCCGUUACUGCUGCACCCAAGGCCUCUAUCCCCUCUGCCUCCUCAGCUUUUACUCCUGCUGCUCCCUCCCAGCAAACCCUGCAACCUCCACAAGCCCCACAACCAGUACAGCCAGCACAACCCCCACAGCCUCCAUUCCCUCUGGCCAGCAGCACUGCCUCCCGCUCGCUCUCAUCCCCUCACUCCGCCCCUAAACCUGCCUCUGGCCGCUCCCCCUUCCCUCAGUCCUCCUCCGCCUCGUCCUCUGGCUCCUCUUCGCCAUCCAGAGUGACGGCCCCGUCCUCUUCCCCCUCCUCUGUUCCCGCCGUCCCACAGCCCUCAGUCUAUAACACGCCAAUCAACCUGUACUCCAAUGCGAACGCCUGUGAGGUGGCCAUGGGCCAGAGGCGGGGAUUGCUGGAGAGUCAGGCAGGAGUGGAGCAUCAUAAUGGUGGACCUCACAGUAUUCUUAAAAAGACUCCCCCCAGAGCUCCCAGGAAGCCCAUCAUGGAUACAGAGCUGGUGGUAAACCAUGGAUCUCACCUGAGCGAUGCCAGUAAAAAGCGUCUGAUUGAGGACACAGAGGACUGGCGUCCACGUACAGGCACCUCUCAGUCUCGCUCCUUCCGCAUCCUGGCACAGAUCACAGGCACAGAGAACGAGCAAGCCCACGAGAGCAGCCCGGGAAAGAAUGAGGCUGUGGAAGAUGUCCACCCGAGCGCUCAUACCAGCUCUACAGUUAAAACCAUGACCAAAGCCCCUGCUGGAGCCCCCGGGACUGGUAAUGGUGUCCCUCCACCCACAAACAAAAGCUGGCAGUCUGGUGGGACCACUGCAGGUUUUCCCAAAGCAGGUGCACCAGCAGGCCACACAGGGCCUUCCUAUGGGCGAGUGAGCAAUAGCACUCCGAAAGGCCCUGAUCGCCCUAAACCACAAACUCACCCUAAAGACCAGGAUACACUGGUUCAGCGAGCAGAGCACAUCCCUGCUGGAACACGCACACCCAUGUGUGCCUACUGCAACAUCGUCAUCAGGGGUCCUUUCCUAGUGGCCAUGGGGAAGUCAUGGCACCCAGAGGAGUUCACCUGCGCACACUGCAACUGCUCUCUGGCGGAGUUGGGCUUCGUAGAGGAGCGCGGUGCAGUAUACUGCGAGCACUGCUAUGAGCAGUUCUUCGCCCCCACCUGCUGCCGCUGUCAGCAGAAGGUUCUCGGGGAAGUCAUCAAUGCUCUGAAGCAAACUUGGCAUGUGUACUGCUUCCUGUGCACCUCCUGCCAGCAGCCCAUUCGCAACAACACCUUCCACCUGGAGGACGGACAGCCCUACUGCGAGAGAGACUAUUACGCUCUCUUUGGUACCAGCUGCCAUGGCUGCGACUUCCCUAUUGAGGCUGGGGACAAAUUUCUGGAGGCGUUGGGCUUCACCUGGCAUGACACCUGCUUCGUCUGUUCAGUCUGUAACACCAGUCUAGAGGGCCAGACCUUUUUCUCCAAAAAGGACAAGCCCUUGUGCAAGAAGCACGCACACACUCUCAAAAUGUGAGCCCGUCUGUUGCCAAGAAGAGAGGACAAUGGGAUGAAAGUGGCAAAAAGCUCUACCAGCUGUUCUUUAUGUUUUAUGAGAUUUCUAUGGUAUUAAUGGAGGUGGUUAUAAGGGGAACAUGUUUUUUAGUGCUGAUCUUUGGAACGCAUGCAGUAAUGUUGCCAGUCUUUAUCAUGUGUGCUAUGAAAUAAAGUAUUUUUCAGAAUUGAAGUGCAUUUGAAGACAGUAAUAUAUAAUCCAGCUUUUCUCUUGUAUAUUAGCUGUCAACUCAAAUGUGCAUUUGAAGAGAGGUGUUCUUUUUUGUGUGUGUGAGGUCAUAAAUGUGCUGUUAUUAAUGUUCUUCCUUGCUUUUUUUCUAGAAAUAAGUUGAUGCAAAGAAGAGAGACAGCUAGUAUGUAGUGGAGAGCAACAGAGCAGGACAAAGAGAGGUCUCAGAUUAUAGUAAUUUAAUUGUGAGUACUUUCACGAAAGGUAAUUUUAACUCGUGAGAAAGGAAUUGUGUACUGUUUGUUAUUUGUGAACAUUUUGAUUUUGACUUUUUUUUCCCAUAUGCUAAGAUAGAGUAUACUUUACCGGUCAGCCUCUAUUUCGCAGUCAAGCUAUACCACUUAGAUUUAGAGCUGCAUACUUUUGUAUGUUUUAUUAAGAGAUUGUAGGCCUAAAUCUGUAAACAGUAUGACCAGCUUUAAGACUGUAUGUUCAGCUUCAAUUCAGUGGUCCAGCCCCUCCUCGUCCCCUCUGCCACAGCAGGGGCUGAAACAGAGCGCUAUUUAUCCAGCUAUAUUUAUUGAGGCGUGAGGGAUGAAUUUUAGGGUUUCUAAGGACUUUGCACAUAUUUCACUGCUCUGACAGAGUCAGGGCGGAAAGUUAGUUUUAAAGACAGCGAUGUCUUUCGUGUUAGAUUUUUAAUCUGUUUUGGGCCCAAUCUGAUAUUCUGAAUAAGAACUAUGAAAAUUUAUAUGAAUGCCUAGUUGCCUUAGAAAUAAUUGUGCACAGGCUGCUAAUAGGGAGCUCUGCAUCUACAGUGAGCACACAGUCAUUCUUAAAACCAAUCUUGCUUUAUUUACAUUGUCUUUACAGAGCUUUUGCCCUUUGGUCAUAAGUAAUGUAUUACAAAAUUCUGGUUUCAUGUGUUGUUUUUUUUUUUUUUUUAAACGCCCAUCUGUUCCGCAUAUAUUUGUCACCUCCUAAUUAAGAAAUGGGAGAAAUAAAUGCUGUUCUUAUUAA
Molecule: messenger RNA, 3379 nt
Organism: Pygocentrus nattereri (red-bellied piranha)
Lineage: Eukaryota; Metazoa; Chordata; Actinopteri; Characiformes; Serrasalmidae
Gene: pdlim5b
Product: PDZ and LIM domain 5b
Exons: 15
Coding region: 188-2152 (654 amino acids)
Biological process (GO): actin cytoskeleton organization; heart development; muscle structure development
Cellular component (GO): stress fiber; Z disc; adherens junction
Molecular function (GO): muscle alpha-actinin binding; actin binding
Source: RefSeq, a predicted model, not a curated record